Clarias gariepinus (North African catfish) is the source of this 1333-nucleotide messenger RNA. RefSeq names its product alcohol dehydrogenase 5 (gene adh5). The record is from RefSeq and is a predicted model, not a curated record. Bases 47 to 1177 code for a protein of 376 amino acids. Gene Ontology annotation, cellular component: cytosol. Gene Ontology annotation, biological process: formaldehyde catabolic process. Lineage: Eukaryota; Metazoa; Chordata; Actinopteri; Siluriformes; Clariidae. The transcript is spliced from 9 exons. Gene Ontology annotation, molecular function: zinc ion binding; S-(hydroxymethyl)glutathione dehydrogenase [NAD(P)+] activity.
UCAGUUUUUCUUCGGACACGCCUUUUUUUCUGGUCGAAGCUCGAACAUGGAGACGGUUGGGAAAGUGAUUAAGUGCAAGGCUGCAGUGGCCUGGGAAGCUGGGAAGCCUUUAUCAGUGGAGGAGGUGGAGGUGGCACCACCCAAAGCCCAUGAAGUGAGAGUGAAGAUUCACGCGACGGCCGUGUGUCACACUGAUGCCUACACCCUGAGCGGCAGCGACCCCGAGGGCCUGUUCCCCUCCAUCCUGGGUCACGAGGGUGCAGGAACCGUAGAGAGCGUCGGAGAGGGAGUGACCAAGUUCAAACCAGGAGACAGGGUGAUCCCCCUGUACAUCCCACAGUGUGGAGAAUGCAAAUUCUGCAAAAACCCCAAGACCAACCUGUGCCAGAAAAUUAGGGUGACCCAGGGUCAGGGUCUGCUGCCCGAUAAGACCACCAGGUUCACCUGUAAAGGUAAACCCGUCUUCCACUUCAUGGGCACCAGCACGUUCAGCGAGUACACGGUGGUGGCCGACAUCUCGCUGGCCAAAGUGGACGAGAAAGCGCCGCUGGAUAAAGUGUGUCUGCUCGGCUGCGGGGUCUCGACCGGAUACGGCGCUGCGCUGAACACGGCCAAGGUCGAGCCCGGGUCUGUGUGUGCAGUCUUCGGUUUAGGAGCUGUCGGUCUCGCCUCCAUCAUGGGCUGUAAAGCGGCCGGAGCCUCCCGGAUCAUCGGCGUGGACAUCAACCCGGAGAAGUUCGAAAUCGCCAAGAAAUUCGGCGCCACCGAGUUCGUGAACCCAAAAGACCACAGCAAACCGAUUCAGGAAGUUCUGGUGGAGAUGACGGACGGAGGAGUGGACUACAGCUUCGAGUGCAUCGGCAACGUCGCCAUUAUGCGUGCCGCUCUGGAGGCGUGUCAUAAGGGCUGGGGUACGAGCGUGAUCAUCGGCGUGGCCGGAGCAGGUCAGGAGAUUUGCACUCGUCCCUUCCAGCUCAUCACCGGACGCUCGUGGAAGGGCACCGCAUUCGGAGGUUGGAAGAGUGUCGAAAGUGUCCCUAAACUGGUGGAAGACUACAUGAACAAGAAGCUGAUGGUAGAUGAGUUUGUGACACACACGCUGCCUUUCGAUCAAAUCAACGAAGCCUUCGACCUCAUGCAUGCCGGAAAGAGCAUCCGAGCCGUCCUGACGUUCUGAAGACCAGCUCCGGUUCCUCUGUGAUUCUUCAGUCUGUAGUUCAGCACUGAUUUCUGAGCACUUAUAUAGAGAGUUCUGAUCCUGGAAUAGAGUUUGUGAUUGUUACACUUUAAAACUGAUUAAAAAAGAUCAAUAAACAGAUCAUAAAAAAGUAAA